Molecule: messenger RNA, 1473 nt
Organism: Plenodomus lingam JN3
Lineage: Eukaryota; Fungi; Ascomycota; Dothideomycetes; Pleosporales; Leptosphaeriaceae
Molecular function (GO): RNA binding
Source: RefSeq, a predicted model, not a curated record
AUGUCUAAGACCAAGGUCACCGACAAGGCGUCCAAGAAGGGCAGCAAGGCUGAGCUCUCGAGCGUCAAGGCCGGUCGCGUCACCAAGCCUGCGCAGACACCCAAGUCCAAGAGCAAGGACAUUGCCAAGUCAGUUGCCUCCGGUGUCAAGGACAAGAAGAAGACGAAGAAAGCUCCUACCCCCGAGCCUGAGUCUGAUUCCGACUCUAGCGAGAGCGAAAGCGAAAGCGAGGAUGCCGACUCUUCGUCCGACUCUUCUUCAGACUCCAGCGAUGAGGAAGUUGUCGAGAAGAAGGCUCCUGCUAAGGCUGCCGCUAAGGCUGCCGUAAAGGUCGCUGCCAAGGCCGACUCUGAUUCUGACUCGUCUGACAGCAGCGAGGAGGACAGCGACAGCGACAGCAGCGAGGAGGAGAAGCCUGCCGUCAAGGCGAAAGCCAAUGGCGCUGCUAAGGCUGCUAAAGCUGAGUCGAGUGACUCGGACAGCGAUUCCGACAGCAGCGCGUCUGAGGCUGAGAAGCCUGCCGCUAAGGCUAAGGAUUCUGAUGACUCUGACUCCGACUCCGAUUCCAAUGCAGACUCCGACUCUUCUGACAGCGAUGAGGAAGAGGCUCCUUCCAAGAAGCGCAAGGCUGAGGAAGCUGCUGAGCCCGCCAUCAAGAAGACCAAGACUGUUGAGGAGCCUGCAGGUGCCGAGGGUAUCAAGAACCUUUUCGUUGGCAACUUGAGCUGGAACAUCGAUGAGGACUGGCUCCGUCGCGAGUUUGAGGGCUUCGGUGAAAUUGUUGGCUGCCGUAUCAUCACUGAUCGUGAGACUGGCCGUGGCAAGGGUUUCGGAUACGUUGAAUUCGCUACCUCUGCUGAUGCAGCCAAGGCACAGGCUGAGAUGCACCAGUACGAGCUUGACGGUCGUCCACUAAAUGUCGACUUUAGCACUCCCCGCCAGAAGCCUGACGCAGGCAAGACCAACGACCGCGCCAACAAGUACGGUGACAAGCGCAGCGCACCAAGCAACACCCUCUUCCUCGGUAACUUGUCCUUCGACUGCACAAACGAUAGCAUCCAGGAGAUCUUUGCCGAGUAUGGUAACAUCACUCGUGUCUCUCUGCCUACCGACCGUGACACUGGCUCCAUCAAGGGCUUUGGGUACGUCGACUUCGGCUCUCAGGAGGAAGCUACCGCUGCUCUUGAUGCUCUGAACGGUCAGGACAUUGCUGGCCGCAACAUCCGCAUCGACUAUGCUGCUCCUCGUGAGGACAAUGGCACUGGCGGUGGCCGUGGUGGUUUCGGAGGCGGUCGUGGCGGUGGUCGUGGUGGUGGCCGCGGUGGCUUUGGUGACCGUGGUGGUCGCGGAGGUGGUCGCGGAGGUGGCCGUGGUGGCUUUGGAGGACGUGGUGGCGGUCGUGGUGGCCGCGGUGGAAGCUUCAACCGUGGUGGCUUCGGCGACUUCCAGGGACAGAAGAAGUCGUUUGACUAG